UUAUUUAUGUUAAUAUUACAAAGAAACAAAAAAGUGCUUAUGGAGAAUAGCAUCUUCAUAAAAAUGUAAAGUUUCUUAGUCUGCAGUGUUUAUCAAAAUGCUUAGUUUCUUGUAAAUAUUAUCGUAACAAAAUUAAUUAACAGUGUAUUGCAGUGUCCUGUGCUUGACUUUUGACAAUCAUUAGUGACCUUGAAUUAUAGCAGCUGUCAACUUAACCAACAAGCGAGUGAAAAGAAGCGAGCAAGUCGUAGAAAUGGAAUGAUCAGUUUUGAAUUAUAUAGUUUUCUAAGAUUUUCACGAUGAGGAACGUUAAUCCUCAUCUCUUGGAAGACAAGAUGGACGAGGCGGUGACGCACUACAUCACCCACCAGCCCACUGAAUCUGUUCAUGUAGAUGCAAAUUCUCUGGCGCUGAACAUACAAGAGGAUGAAGGCAACAGAGUUGUGACAGUCAUGCCACAGAACUUCAGUCAGCAAAUGUGCCGGCAAGUAUCAGUGGGGGAGCACGUGGAAGGGUGGGGGGAAGAAAUGCUUGACCCGGAUGGCCGGCUAGCAGCCAUCGUGGCGCAGCUGGCCAAAUCCGGAGCCCCGCAUUACCACCCAUCACAUAAGAUAACUUCAGUGAGGGGUGAUGUGGAGUCCUCAGUUAUGCUAGAUGGCCAAUUGCGGCUUUUCAAUGCGCAAACUUUGGAGCAGCAGGGUGACUCAAUAGUUGUGCAAAUGCCAUCGUUGCCGCCGUUACCGCCGCUGCAGGAGAUGAAGCGGUGCUCCGACGCUGACUGGUUCAACAAAUCCAAGAAUAACAUGAAGACCAACAGCGUGCUACACUCCGAAGGCCAAGUCCUGGAGCUGCCGGACGCGUCUCCGGGCCAGAACCGGCAGCCCAGCAAGAAGAGCCUGCCGCACAAGAAGCGGAUAUCCCGGAAACUAAAACGGAAUACUGGGAACACCACCCCGCAGCAGGACAUAGUAGUUAUCAGCUGCAACGACGAAGUGCAACAAGAAGAGAUACUCCCCGACAACUAUGUAACUCAAGUGCAGCACCAGACGCAUCUCGCGGACGACGCACACAAUAUCACGCACGAGGUCCGGCCAGUGCUAAUAUGCUGCAUAUGCGGGGAAUACUACGGCGAGGAACAGCUGAAGUUCUACCAGCAUCUCAAGCAGCACUACGAGCCUCAUGCCACCAUCAUCAUCGAGAACCCUGUGUCUGACUUAGGAAUUGAUAAGAUGACCAACACCUGCAUAGAGGACAAUGCAGCGAACCUACCAGACUCAAUAGUAGAACUAUCUUUAGAAAACACAGUCCCGAAAACUAUGUACCAAACGAUGGACAAACACAUCCUUUACACAUCCAGCGACAAGACGCUUCAAUACUCUAGCAAGGUGCAAUAUUCCAUGGCAAGUAUGGAUAAAGAGGUGCCGAGUAAUGAAGUGGAGAAAGGGGACUUAUAUGAUACACUGGACAAGUUGGAGAUGUAUAAUUGUAUGAAAUGUAAUAAGACGUUCAGAAAACAGAAGCAGUGUGAGACGCAUAUCAAGGAAGUGCAUGGGAAGCUAGAGGACAUGGGCGAGUUCAGCGAGCCCGAGGACCUGAUGGAGGGCAUCCACGUGGCCGUGGAGGGCGUGGAGCCGGCGGAGGGCGAGCCCUACGAGCAGGCGCUGCUGCCGCACCUCACCGUGGAGAACGGGACCGUGCACCAGGAACACGUCAGGCACUGGUACAUGCGCGGCAACCAGCCGACCGCGUGCGGGCCGGACGCGUACUGCCCGGUGUGCCCGGCGCGGCCGGACCACCACAACGACUCGCAGCUCAAAGAGGAAGUCUUCCAAAGAAUAUUCGACGUAGAAGUGCCGGCAGCUGAAAACUCCAAUUUCGCUGAGAACAUAAUAGCCGACACCGAGAUACCGGAGCCCGAGAAAUCUGACGAAAAGCCCGAGAAAGGCAAGAAGGGGAAGAGCUUCGAGUGUCCGCAAUGCGGGCGCGUGUUCCAGCACAGAAAUAGUCUGCUGUACCACGUGUUAUCGCAUAAGGGAAAGCAACAUGUAUGCCGCGAAUGCAAUAAAGGUUUCUACACGUCGGGCGCGCUGAAGAUCCACAAGCGAGUGCAUAACGGCGACCGGCCCUACAAAUGCGAGGAGUGCGACCGCGAGUUCCGACAGUGGAGCGACCUUAAAUACCACAAGGUGUCGCUACACUCCAAUCAGAAACAUUUCAAGUGCGAAUUCUGCAGCAAAGAAUUCGCUCGCAAAUAUUCGCUGAGCGUCCACCGGCGAAUCCACACGGGCGAGCGCAACUACAAAUGCGAGUAUUGUAACAAAAGCUUCCGCGCCUCCUCCUACCGGCUCUCGCACAUGCGGACUCACACAGGCGACAAACCGUUUAAAUGCUCCACGUGCGGUAAGUGCUUCCGCGUGGCCGGCGACCUGCGGCGCCACGCCCUCACACACGAUAAGCUCACCCGCGACAAACAACCACGCGUCAAGCACGAACCCGACAAAUCACCCAAAAAAGACAAGAAAGACAAAGAACACAAGAAGAAAACACCCGCCAGUGCUGGAAACACCACCAAACUACCCAUCCUCAAAAGCAUCCUGGAUAAAAAAUCACCCAAAUGUAAAAAGAAAAUCGGCGCCCCCAACGUCACGGUCGAUCCCGAAAAAGAACAGUUCAAAAUCAAUAACGAAUUCACUAACAACGUGGAAGUAUUCGACAGUAGAAAUUACAAGUUUAAAGAGAUAUACGUGAGCAAAGAGGAGCAACUGAGACAGUAUGAGUUAGAAGAAAGGUUACCCGAUGAGAGGAAUUUUGCCGUGCUCAAACCUAUGUUCAGACCGAAUGAGGCUAUAGAACCGGAGAAGGUGUAUGACAGGAGUGAGAAUACGGAUGGCAAAAUGGCCGUUUUCACGCAAGUAGAAAAGAAGGAAUAUGGAGGCUCGAUAGUGUCAAAUACGCAGGUCACUCUAGCUGAUAUUAAUAGACAUUUAGAGAGGGAGACGAGGGAAGUAAGAAGCGAAAGUCUGAACGGCGAAGCGAUAGAGAAUGGAAUACUUGAGAGGUUAGCGGCUCUGUACAAUAUACCUGCGGUAUGAGAAAUGUGUGUCCUUCGAACAAAUUUAGUACUUAUCUGAUUGCAUAUGAGCCUCCGAGAUCGAGCAUGGAAUUAUAAGCUAUUUUUCCGACCAACUAUUAUACUUUUCAAGUAGUCCAUAACUAAAAUCGGCAGAAAAAAACGUGAAUUAUGAAGUCUCAGUAUGCAAUAAUCUACAUCUUCUUUAAAUGGGUUUUACCAAAGAGAAUUUGAAAUAUCGGUGCAUUGUCAAAGAAAACUUUGUAGCUACAGUAAAUUUACUGCUAUCUUUCGACACAUGAUUAAAAUUCGCUCGAAACGAUUCCGCUGUACCUUUGGCCUAUGCUCUAUUAGAUGGCGCCACUUUUUGAUAUUUUACAAAUUUAACACAUAUCAGUAAAAGAAUAAGCAUCAAAAUGGAAUGGCGUCCUAAAAGUUUUAAUCAUGUGUCGAAAGAUGGCAGUAAAUUUACUGUGGCUACAUAGUUUACUUUGACAAUCCACCUAUAUUUCAAAUUCUCUUUGGUGUUAUUUACUUAUUUAAAAAUAGUUAAAGCGUAGUCUUUACUGCAAUCUUUUUAGUGUAUUGUAAUAAACACAAAAUAAUAAUGAUAAUAUUCCUUUAAUUAUGCAAUAAUAUAUUGAAGGAAUACGCGAAAAGUGCAAUUGAUAUAGUAAUGAACCACUUGUAUCUGCAUGGAAGGACCAAACUUAGUGAAAUUUACUUUUUUUUAUUUAAGCUUUAUAUUUACUAAAUAAAAUUAUACUAUAGAAAUACGACCCGAUAUGUACCUAUUGUAUUUAAAUGUACAGUUUAAAAGCAUACUACAUAAAUAUAAGUGUUGAUAAUGGUGACAUUUACAUAUAGUGACUACUUUCAAACAAAAGGGAUGCGUCUAUUCUAGAUGCGAAAUAAAUAAAGAACCUUUCCGAAAAUUAUAAUUAUUUUAUAAUUAAACACAUGAUGAUCCUAUUAUAAGCCAUUAUUAUACACUGUAUCAUUAGGUAUUUAAAUAAAAGUAAACAAAAUCUACCCUCAAAUGGCUCCUUAAGCCAGUUGAGGGUAGAUGAAAACAUUACAUGAUCAAAUAAUGUAGGUUAAAGUCAGGUUGUUCAGUGACAGAUCCAGGCGGUUUUGUAUUUGGUUGGUUAAACAGUAAAUGUUAUAACUACACGAAAAUGUACAAAUUGUUUGUUUACUUUUAUUUAAAUACCUAAAGAUACAGAGUAUAGACAUGUGUGUGUGUAAAAAGAAUAUUGCCAAUCUCCAUAGAAAAUUCAAGUCCUGCAAGCUUUUCUGUUCUGUAUGAUAAUAUUAAUACUAUUCCUAAUUUUGUGGUGAUGGCUGAAUGGGAAGUUUUAUAGGUAAAAUUUGUCUUUUGCGGAAAGGUUUUUAAUGUGCAUAUGAAUUUGAUCCCCCUACAAAUGGGCAUUAUAUAAGUGUAAAUUUGAAAUCAAGGGAUCGUUGGUUGAUGUUUAAGUAUUACAAAUAAAAUCUUAAUCAAUAAUAGGGAUUUUGUGUUCCUGCACAUGCAGCGACAAAGUGUAGUAGUGCCAUCGUAAACGUCUAAUCACUAUAAAAAACGUUUGUAAUGGCAUUUUCAUACAAAGUUAGGUUGGACGGAAUCUAGCAAUAAUUUAUUUUUGUUAUGAAAGUAGUAGGCUAAGAGUUAGCCCCGGAAAAUGGUUAGGGAUUCUGAGAGCAAUUAAACCUGCCAAGGAAGUUUGCUGUAUUAUCCUUAUUGCUAGAUCCAGACAUCUGGCAGCUUUUCCUUGGAAUCUACCUGUGACUUCCAGAUGUCAGAGUGACAGACCGUACGUGAAAAGUGCGAUAUUGCCUCAUUCGUCUCUACGAAGGCAAAUCCAAUAUUUUAUCAUUGGAAUACAACAUAGAGCAUUAUUGCGAAAAAAACCGGAGGCGACAGCAAUUAAUAACGAUAGUCGUAAGUUGGCACUUGUUAUACCCCAACAGAAAGACUUGACAAUGUUAUUUCCUAAUUCAAUACGUAUGUACAUACUUCCCUUUAAUACUAAACAGAACCCGGAGCUCUAAUACUUGCAUCAUUCAAGUGUCCUGCAUUCUUUGACCUCCACUGAUGAACACCUGCCAGACGCUCGGGUCUAGUAAUAAUGAUAGUAUAAAAAACUUGUUAUACUUACUCCAUUCCAGAUAGGAUUAGACAGAAGGAGAAGUGGUUUUUUAUAGUGCAAUUUCUACGAUGACAUUCAAUAAGUAUUUCUCAAUUAUACGCUCCAGACCUAGUUCAGUAGGUGUAAAUAAAAUAUCCAAGAUAUAUUUCCACCCUAUUUAUCCACAAACAUUUUAGUUAAACUUUUAGCAACUUUCAAUAUUCUUUGUAAUUGUAGCUUACAAUAAAUUUUCGGCAUAAAACACUUAAGGAGGAAGAUGUCAACAACGAUCAAUGUCAAUAUGUUGUAUUCGUUUUUUUUGUACGUUGGUGGCAAACAAGCAUACGGCCCGCCUGCUGGUAAGCAGUCUCCGUAAUCUAUGGACACCUGCAACUCCAUCUUACAUGCGCGUUGCCGACCCUAACACUCCGCACGUUCGUUAAACUCUGGCAGCCUUACGUUGUAUCGAAAUCGAAGUUUUUUGCUGUACUACACCUUCACAGAAAAUGUUAACAGGAAUGAAGUGUCUGAUUUUGCGAUCUUAGCUUGAUUGAUUAUGUCGUUAUUCGUUAUAACAUCAAGUCUUAAAAAUAAAGCAUAUUGCGAUUGCGAACGCUACGUUUUGCCGCUAGGCGUAUGAAUUUGUUUAUUAUAAACUCAAUUAGACAUGCACAGGUCUAAGGUAUUCAUACUUCAUUAGUCAAAUCAGUUACCAAAAUAAUAAAUCACUUCAGUAAGACUUGUUUCCUUUUCCGAUUACUAGUCUCAAAAACGUUAACCAUAUUUCAGGGCUAGCUCUCCGUCUAUAACAUAGCAUCACACAAUAUACUGUGGGACUGUACACAUACACAUAGCAUAAUAAAAUGACCAAAUUGGUAUUGAUCAAUUGAAGAGUGUAAAUAUUAUGUUUAAUUAAAUUAUGUUUGCUUUUAUAUUUAAAAUAGGUAAUCCGCCAUUAAGCCGUUAAAAAACUUACUAUAUGACUCGCGACUGUUUUUUCAUGCCGUCCCUUUCGUUUGACGUUUUGAGGUAAGAGAUAACGCUGAAAUGAAUCGCAUAGUUAGUAAUUUGUUUCUUAAUAAAACAAUGAGGCAGGUUUGCGAGAAAAUAAAAUGGGGAGUUUUUUUCAAGCAUUGUAAAUAUUUUUACAUAAAUUUUGUUAUCAUCUACCUAUUGUUAAUUUUCUUAUAUAAUUGUGUAAAAAUGACUGAUAGCUGUAUAAAUUAGUUUAUAAAUAAUAAUAUUUAAAUGUCAGCUCUAGUUAAUAGGCACCUACUGUAAUAUAUCUAAUAUGAUAAUCCUAGAAAACGAGACCUUUUAUGUGAUCUUUCCCCGGCUCAAAAAGUUUAAGGAGAUAUACUAUUUUUAAACUACGCACCCCUCCGUAGCACUUACGUUCACAUCUAAAGCAAUUUGUACACCCAACGUAUACAAAUAAAGGUCAUUACUUUUGCCUUUUCCCUUUUGUAAAUUAGUCAAAUAAGUAAUACAGCAUUUCAGUAAAAGCAAGUAUGUAAAACUACAAAAUAAAAUACAAUACAGACAAUCAAUACCUAUAAGUACAUGAAAAAAAAUACAAGUUAAACAUUGGAUUUGGACGACGACGUAACAGCAUCUCUCGCAGCGUUUAUGUGAAAGGGUUAUAUUUAAAUCAAAUAAUUUGCAAAAAAAAAACUUUCUUUUACAAUUUCACGACAAUAAAAAUGCAAGUUGUCUUAAUAAAUAUGUAUUAUUCUAUAACUAUAACUUUUUAAUAUUAUAUUUGACACGUUUUCUGGAAGAAAUACGUACAUAUUUAUAAGAUUUGAUGUAAAAUUAUUAUUUUCAUGAAAAAAUGCGUCCCACCGAAUUUCGUGUGCCGGUAUCUUCUCGGGGCUGUAGGGUUAGAACCGGUGGUAGUUUUUGACAUAAAUGUAUCGUAACAUACAUCAUAAGGGCAUUGUAAUAUGCCUACUUGAAUAAUAAACUACCUUUAUACCUGAAUUGAAGAAUAAAUACUUGCACUUUCACUUAUAUGUGUGUUACGUUUAGAAUUAGUCCAAGAAAUUCUAUGAAAUUAUGACGUUUAAAGUUUGCACAUUCUAUUAGCUUGGUCUAACAAUUACUUUGGACGCAGACGAAGGUUUUCUGGGGACGGACGCGUAGUUUAAAAAUGGUUUAUCUCUGUACUCUGUUCACAUUGAUAGAAAACUGGAUCCUCGCGAAGUUAUCUUUACUAAAAGGUUACUGGUAUAAUAUCAAAUUGUACUAAAAAUUCGAGUAACUAAUUAGUAGGACGACGGAUCGAACAAUGUCUUUCGCACUAGUCCUCAAAAAUCAAAAUGCUAGGGGCUUUACCGUUUUGGAUUGAUUUUUCACGAUUAAUUUUAUAUUAAACACAGAAACGUCUGUAAACGAUAUAAAUAAAUAAAAGAAAAAUGGAAGAAUUCCAUCUCGGGCGAAGUUCGAACUCGCGACUCCGAGAUACCAACCCGCCGCUCUACUAACCGGGCUACCGAUGAUUACUCGGUGACAGCUAGAGCGUGGUGUUGAGCUUAUCAACAGCGAGCUGCGGGCCUACCGCGAAAACAGAAAUUCGCAAAUUGCGGGGAUCUUUCUCUUUUACUCCAAUGAAAGCGUAAUUAGAGUGACAGAGAAAAAUUCCCGCAAUUUGUGAACUUCGAUUUUCGAGGUUAUAGCCCUAGUAUCCCGGAGUCGCGAGUUCGUAACCCACCCGGGACCAUUUUUGUUCUUUUUUCCUUUGUUUCGAAGCAUUUUCACGACGUAUAAAAUUACUGUUGAAAACCAUGUGAUAGCAUUAGACUGGGUCUUUUCUUUCUUUCUUUCUAUGUAAAAGGUUAUUAUAUAGGUAAAUUCCCAGGCGUGAAUAAUUUAUGUACCUUACCCACUAAAACUUGAAAACUGUAUUAUACUAUUGUACAUUUUUGUAAUUUAUAUGUAAUAUUAGGUACAAAAAGAAUAAACAGGAUUUCUAUUA
Messenger RNA from Cydia pomonella (codling moth), 8176 nucleotides. RefSeq names its product protein suppressor of hairy wing-like. Gene Ontology annotation, biological process: regulation of transcription by RNA polymerase II. Bases 300 to 3092 code for a protein of 930 amino acids. The record is from RefSeq and is a predicted model, not a curated record. Gene Ontology annotation, molecular function: DNA-binding transcription factor activity; RNA polymerase II cis-regulatory region sequence-specific DNA binding. The transcript has 16 exons. NCBI's taxonomy places the organism in Eukaryota, Metazoa, Arthropoda, Insecta, Lepidoptera, Tortricidae.